AUGGGCAAAAACGGCAUCUUCGGCCAGUUGAGAGGCAUCGAUGCCUUCUCAAAGACCAUGGAUGAUGUGCGCAUCCGAACCAACGCGGGUGCGCUCAUCACGCUCAUUUCGGCGCUCCUGAUCGUGGUGCUCACUAUCGGCGAGUUUGUCGACUACCGCACGGUUCACCUCAAGCCGGCGUUGGAAGUGGAUCGAUCUCGAGGCGAAAAGCUGACGGUCAACAUGAACAUCACCUUCCCACGUGUACCCUGCUACCUGCUCUCGCUGGAUGUGAUGGACAUCUCGGGUGAGCACGUCAACGAUAUCCAGCACGACAUCGAGAGGACACGCAUCAGCCACGACGGCAGGGUGGUUGAGCAGGGCAAAAAGUCGCUAAAGGGUGAGGCAGCCCGCAUCGCCAAUACCAGGGGCAAAGAUUACUGCGGCGACUGCUACGGUGGUCAACCACCUGCAAGCGGAUGCUGCAACACGUGCGACGAGGUGCGUGAAGCUUAUGUGAGGAAAGGCUGGAGUUUCGCCGAUCCGGACCACGUCGAUCAGUGCGUCGCCGAAGGCUGGUCCGAAAAGAUCAAGGAGCAGAAUCAGGAGGGGUGCCGCAUCUCGGGCAAGCUGCACGUCAACAAGGUGGUCGGUAGCUUCCACCUGUCUCCAGGCAAGGCGUUCCAGCGCAACAGCAUGCACGUUCACGACCUCGUCCCUUACCUCUCCGGCACCGGCGCAGAGCACCACGACUUUGGACACAUCAUCCACGAGUUCAGCUUUGGCUCCGAACAGGAGUACCACGGCCUGACCACCGCCAAAGAGCGUGCCGUCAAGAACAAGCUGGGCGUCAAGGAUCCACUGGAAGGGGUACGUGCCCACACAUCGCAGACUCAGUUCAUGUUCCAGUACUUUGUCAAGGUCGUCUCGACCGAGUUCCGACCGCUGUCAGGCGAGACGCUCAAGACGCAGCAGUACUCGGUCACGACCUACGAACGCGACCUGUCGCCCGGAGCCAACGCCGCCGCGCUCGCAGGAAUGUCGAACGAAGGAUCCGGAGCACAAAUCUCGCAUGGCUUCGCCGGCGUACCAGGCGUGUUUUUCAAUUACGAGAUCUCUCCGCUCAAAACGAUUCACUCGGAGUACCGACAGUCGCUCUCGCACUUCUUGACGUCGACCUGCGCCAUCGUGGGUGGUAUCUUGACGGUCGCUGGCAUUUUGGACAGCCUGGUUUACAACUCGAGAAGAAGGCUCGGCAUGAGGGAUGGCAACGAUCACGACGCAAGGGAGGGGCUGGGAUACACCAGCAAGACGGGCAAAUUCCUGUGA
Molecule: messenger RNA, 1308 nt
Organism: Pseudozyma hubeiensis SY62
Lineage: Eukaryota; Fungi; Basidiomycota; Ustilaginomycetes; Ustilaginales; Ustilaginaceae
Product: endoplasmic reticulum-Golgi intermediate compartment protein
Exons: 2
Coding region: 1-1308 (435 amino acids)
Biological process (GO): endoplasmic reticulum to Golgi vesicle-mediated transport; retrograde vesicle-mediated transport, Golgi to endoplasmic reticulum
Cellular component (GO): COPII-coated ER to Golgi transport vesicle; endoplasmic reticulum membrane; Golgi membrane
Source: RefSeq, a predicted model, not a curated record